Messenger RNA from Sphaeramia orbicularis (orbiculate cardinalfish), 1960 nucleotides. RefSeq lists its product as uncharacterized. The transcript has 2 exons. The coding region runs from base 327 to 1355 and encodes 342 amino acids. The record is from RefSeq and is a predicted model, not a curated record. NCBI's taxonomy places the organism in Eukaryota, Metazoa, Chordata, Actinopteri, Kurtiformes, Apogonidae. Gene Ontology annotation, molecular function: zinc ion binding; nucleic acid binding.
GGUAGGAUUCCGUGAGUGUGUUCGGACGGGGAACGGAGAUUGGUGGACUGAUCAUCCUACGGGCCAAAAAGCGGCUGUAGCCCCGUGGUAAAACGACACCGCGGACGGGGGACCGGCUCCGAGCCCCGCCCGUCUCACCACUGGAAUCUAGACUGAGUUCAACGACACAACACACGGCUGCAAAAGUGGACCCGGAUCUGGACGUCUGCCCGCCGCGCCGCCCCAUCAACCCACAUCCCCUCCAGGUUUUCUCGAUCGAUACCUCCCAUCCGGUACCGACACCACGAGCCCCCAGGGCCGGGGUCCUCCCAUCUUCUCCACUGCGCAUGCCCGACUCGACUGACCCCGCCCUGAUGGGUGGGGCUGCUGAUGAAAGUCUGACGUCUAAGACAAGAAGCGGAAGAGCAUACCACCAUGAGGGAGGCCCGGCGGGGCCUUCGACCUCACAGAUGCCCAUGGUGGAAGUCAGCGGGCCGGACGGGCCCAUCUUGGUGUUCAGACCAUGGACAUUUGCUGACCUAAAGGAGAACGCUGCUUUUCUGCCUAAUCCAGUAGAUGACGGUGCGAAGUUCGCCACUGAGCUGCGGACGUUCUGCCAAGAACACAGGCCCACCGGGGUCGAGCUCAGGCGUCUUCUAGGGGGUAAGAUGGGCCCUAGUGACUUGGCGAAGAUCCGGGACAAGAUCCCCAGGGACGACCUGAGGGUUCAACAGACUGAGUGGGCACAUGCCGAGAACGCUGUCUAUAGGGAGGCGGUAGAAAAGCUGUGUACCGCACUGACAGAGGUUUUUCCCUCCCGGGGCUCACUGACGGCCUUGAGAGCCCUGAAACAGCGGCCUGAUGAGGCAGUGGAAGACUUUGUGUGCAGGGCCGAAGAGGAGUUCACCAAAAACUCCGGCUUGGCCCGCCCUUCCCCCUUGGGAGACAGCGCAGGCCCAUGGGAGAAACUGCUUUGCCAGACCAUGAUGGACGGCUUUCUGAAAGACAUUGGGACUGUCAUUCGCUCCCACUACGUGGGCAUGGCGCAAGUUUGUCGUCUGGAAGAGCUGGUGCGACACGCACAUCAUGCCCAGGAUGUCGUCAGGCAGAGACAGAAAGACAGAGAUGACAAACAAGCUAAAUCUCUUUCCUCUGCUUUGACUCUGCUUGCCAUGCCGCGUAACAAUGGAGAGCGGCGUGGAGGGGGGAAGGGACCGGAAACCAGCCGUGCGCCGCCUGUUGCCGGAGGAAGGGGUGGUCCACCGUCACGUGAGGGGGCGUGUCACCUCUGUGGCCGGCAAGGACAUUGGAAGCGGGACUGCCCACAGAGGAAGAGGAGGAGACAGCCACGAAGAGGGAACAGGGGCGGGGAUUGACUCGCGGCCUUGAGGGGCGGACCUCCAGACUCGGAUUCCACGCCCACUGCUGGGUCUGCAGCUCUGCCUCAGGGAGGAGGAGGUGACACACACACACAUGCAAUGAUAGCAGACACACACACACACACAUACGCUCAGCUAACUACUGACUCCUUUAAGAAACUCCCAGUGCUUGAGUUUACUGUUAAUGGUGUCAAUUUGUCAUUUUUAGUAGAUAGUGGGGCUACAUAUUCUGUUAUCAGGCAUGCAGAUUUAACACCUACACCACAGUUGAGUGGAAAAACUAUUGUUUCUGUGUCGGCUGGGGGUAAACAGGACAGAGAGUGCUUUACUGUUCCGUUGACAUGUGUUUCACAGGAAUGUUCAUUCCAACAUUCGUUUUUACUCUCACCCAUCUGUCCCAUUAAUUUGUGCGGCCGGGAUUUGAUGUGUAAAUUGGGGGUAAAACUUGAAUCGGGUCCAGAGGGGUUAAUGAUAACUCAGGGAAACACUGUCGCGGGCACAGGCCUCCACUCGCAUUCUGUGUAUGCACACACAAUGCUUAGGUAUGCGGCUGGGGCUCCAGACUAUGCAUACCAGUGGAGGGUCUGUUCUCCCCAAAUUAC